ACUAUGAUUCCUGUUCUGAUUUUACUGCUCCUCCAUCAGUCAUUGGCUGAGAAAGUUUGUAUCAACAUUUCCGACUACAACUUCAGGAUAACUGUGCCCCAUGGGAAUAUAACUGAAAAGUUAAAUCAUGAAGUGAAAUGUGAAAAUGAUGGGGACCCUUGUUUCUUUGGAUGCAAGCCAAGCAAUAAGAUAUGGUUCGAAGGAUCAUCUGCUUGCUUGAAUGCUUCUGUGAAUGUUGGAAAUCUCACCUACUACUAUACCUUAUAUGAAUAUACCAAUUGCUACCAAUGCCAAUGCCAGGAAACUUCUAUCCUGACACUAUUUCACAAUUUGGAGGGCAUUGACCAUGGUAUGAAGCAAAUGAUGGGACUCAUUUGCAUAAAGGAUUUGUGUCCAGAUCUCUUCAGAAACAGCCAUGGUGUUAAGAAGGCAUUUAUAAGAGUGGAGAAACAAAUAAUCCACCACAUUAUGGACACAUCUCAGCCUGAGGAUGGAAGCUUCAGGUCCCACAGACUAAAGUCCAUGUCUCUGAACAUUUUCAAAAUCAACAAUUCAAACCUCAACGUUUCAGAAGCCACAAUCCCAAUAGAUGUUCCACAGUUGCAUCCCAGCAACAAAUCAUUUGUUCCUGAGGUGUGGAUACCUGUGAAUGCACUGAAAGCCAUUCCACAAGAGGAGAGGUGUCUUGGUCUUGUCAGCUACAUGCAUCACAGCCAAUUCCAAUUUCACAAUGAGACUGUUUCAUCGAUGGUUGUCAGGAUAGAACUGUCAAGGAAUCAUCAUCUACAGAAUCUCAUGCCACCAAUCAAAAUGAUUUUCAGCGUUAAAAAACAAGAAAAGAAUCAUUCCCAGUUACUGUGUCACUACUUUGAUGAACAAGAUUUUGACUGGAAACCUGAUGGAUGUGAAACUAACAUCGGCCAGGACAACGUUACUUGCAACUGCAACCAUGCAACAGCCUUUGCUGUCUUACUGAUAAGAAUACCAAUAAAAGAAGCCCAUUGGAAAAUACUGUCUCACAUCAGUUACAUAGGCUGUGGUCUUUCUGCUUUCUUUAGUGCUUCAUCUCUUGUAAUAUAUGUAUUUAGCAGAAGCCACAAAAUGGACGUUUCCAUGUCUAUCCAUGUAGCUCUGAGUGGGGCCUUGUUUCUUCUCAAUUCCACCUUCCUGCUGACUGAGUGGGGGGCCACUGUGAAGCUUGAGUGGGUGUGUGAGUUUGUAGCUGCGCUCAUGCAUUACUCCCUGCUCUGCUGUUUCACCUGGAUGGCCAUAGAGGCCCUGCACGUCUACUUACUGCUGAUAAAGGUGUUCAACACCUACUAUAAACACUACAUACUCAAAAUGUCUCUUGUUGGAUGGGGACUUCCUGGGAUAAUUGUGGCAACGUCUUUAUGUGUGCAGAAUGUUAAGCAGUUUUAUGGAGUUACACAGUUGACCAUGUCAGAUACCAAUCAGACCAAUGCAAUCUGCUGGAUCACAGAUGACUCCUUCUUCUACUCACUGAACCUUGUGUAUUACACCCUUAUAUUCAUAUUUAACUCUGGCAUACUGAUGGCAGUGGCCUCAAGCAUCUGUAAGAUGAAACGAGUGUUAAAGACACACUCAAAGCAUAGAGCUUGCACUGAUGGAAAGUCCAGUGGAGUUCCACAGAAGUUCAGUACAUCUUGCCAGAGUGGAUUCACUUUGCUGGGCCUUACCUGCCUUAUGGGGAUCACCUGGGGCCUGGCCUUCCUGGGAUCUGGUUAUGUCAACUAUCCAGUCCUCUAUCUUUUCUGUAUCCUCAACUCCUUACAAGGUCUCUUCAUCUUUGUGUGGAUAUGUCUCUUGGCUAAGAAGCACCGAAGGAGAGAAAUGGAGGAUAAAUGGUCUUCAACCCCUGUGAGGACUUCAGACAUCAAUAUUCAAUAGAUCUCUUCUCCCACUCCUCUGAAUGGAUUCCAAUAACUCCUCUUAUGUAAAUGUGCCCACAUUUAUGGGCACCCUUGGUAAAAAGCCUUAAAAUAAAUUAACCCUUUAUUGCAUCUGCAUAAUUUUGCAUAGAAAAAUUAUUAAAAGUCCUAACUUUAAUUUGAUUGUUCAAAAAAGAGAAACAAAGCAGAACAUGUCAUUAAAGUAAGGCAGAAGUGUGUUGAAUUCCAAGUUAGAAAAAUGUUACAAGGAAAAAGCUACUAACAAUAAAUUAACAAUAUCUAAACUCCAAGAAAAACUUUCGAAGGUUUAAAACAUUUUAGGGUGUAACAAACAAGUCUAUAUAGUGUACACAUAUUUAUCUUGGCACCGCACACAGUAAGUACAGUCAGCAGGAAGGUAAAAAAAGCUUUUUGAUAAAGAACGUCUGACUUUUUUUCGUGUGAGUUUAGGUUACAGCAACAAAAGGCUAAUUUAUUUUUAGGUUUUCCUCAGCUUUACGCAAGAUGCUUUCACAGCUUUUCAUACACCUUAAACCUUUUCACAUUUUCAUUUUGUCACAUUACCGCCACAAACUCCACUGUAUUUGACUUUCUUUUCAUACAUGAACACAUGGUUGUGACGUGGAUGGAAAAGGAAACAUGAUUUUAAAUUUGACAAUGAAAUAGAGUGUGUAUUCAUCCCGUCUGAGUCACAGCCUGAUGCUGCCACCACUGUGUUAUGAUGGAAAUGGUUUAAUCAAGUUGCUAGUUUUUCAUCAUACAUAAAUAAAUUAUCAACAAGUAAUUAUGUGACUUUCAGUCUUCAUUUCAAUAUGUACAUGUAUGGUUUUUUUUUUCAGUUGUGUGCUAACAUCUAAUGUGUUGGAUGGGUGCG
This is a messenger RNA of Girardinichthys multiradiatus, 2784 nucleotides long. Its product is annotated as adhesion G protein-coupled receptor G3-like. The transcript has 13 exons. Lineage: Eukaryota; Metazoa; Chordata; Actinopteri; Cyprinodontiformes; Goodeidae. Gene Ontology annotation, molecular function: G protein-coupled receptor activity. Gene Ontology annotation, biological process: cell surface receptor signaling pathway; adenylate cyclase-activating G protein-coupled receptor signaling pathway. Gene Ontology annotation, cellular component: membrane. The record is from RefSeq and is a predicted model, not a curated record. Bases 4 to 1908 code for a protein of 634 amino acids.